AUGGCGGCUGCAAAAAAAGUUCGCGGAAGAACGUGGGAGGACAGGGAGACUAGACUUUUGCUCGAAAAAUGGGGAGACGAAAACGUCCAGCUAAGACUGAAGUCCUGUACAAGGAAAAAGCCAAUAUGGCAAGAAAUUGGCGACUUUUUAAUGGCCUGUGGAUAUGAAGACCGCGACGGAGAAGCCUGCAAAACCCGCCUCCACACUCUUGUAACGGCAUACCGCCAAUACAAAGACGAACUUAAGAAGACGGGAAACGCCACCCCAAGCAAACAACCACCAUUCUUCGAUGAGCUGGAUAAAAUACUAUCCGAUAAGCCGAGUACACAACCAAAAGUUGUCAUCAAUUCGACAACAAUUGUUACGGCAUCAUCGUGUGAGGACGAAAGUGAAAAUAUUGAGAUCAUCCCGAAGGGCAGCAGCAGCAGCAGCGACAACAACAGUGGUAGUAGUAGUUCUUCUGAAGUAUGUCAGGAACAUGUAUUGGCAGGCAAUUUGUAGCUGUUUCUCUCGUACAAACUGUAAGUGUUUCUUUUUUCGCAAGCGGAAGUUAAAAUGCCACAGGCGUCAACAAAACCUUUCCCCAAGGACGCCAUGAAAAUCUCAAAACAGGAUAUUCUAUUGGGCAACGAAACAAUACCUGAAUGAUAAAACAAUGAAUGGUUUGUUUUCGAAGGCCAAUGAAAAUGGAGGUUUCCGAGAGCCCCUUACAUGAAGUACACUGUAUUUUCAGAAACAGCGAAGAAAACUGAACAUGCUGAAGAGAAGAAGAAAGUUUUCACAGGAAAGAAGAGGAGACUUUCAGCUGCCGAUGGUUUUAACAAAAUCGACAAGGCUUUAGAAGCCUUCAUGAAUUACCAACAAGAAGCUGACAGGCGUUUUUGGCAGGCAGAGGAAGAACGAGAAAAAAGAGAGGAAGAAAGGGAUGAGAAACGACGAAAAGAAGAUCAGGAGUUUUUCCUCAAACUGAUGCAGGCACUCAACAAGUGA
This is a messenger RNA of Porites lobata, 990 nucleotides long. The record is from the annotation of a GenBank genome assembly. NCBI's taxonomy places the organism in Eukaryota, Metazoa, Cnidaria, Anthozoa, Scleractinia, Poritidae.